Molecule: messenger RNA, 2591 nt
Organism: Quercus lobata
Lineage: Eukaryota; Viridiplantae; Streptophyta; Magnoliopsida; Fagales; Fagaceae
Product: phospholipid:diacylglycerol acyltransferase 1-like
Exons: 6
Coding region: 378-2426 (682 amino acids)
Biological process (GO): lipid metabolic process
Source: RefSeq, a predicted model, not a curated record
UUUUUUUCCCUUCCAAAUUUAGAAUAUUUAAUUAUUUAUUAAAUUUUUGUUUGAAAAUUUAACCAUUUAUGAAUUAUGCUAUUCUCUUUGCACUAAGCCCAUGUCGAAAAACUGAUUUUUCUCUCCCUUCUUUUUGUUUCAAUUUUUAUUGGGAAUUUAAAUUUUCACUCUUACUUAAAAUUUUAUUAAAAAAAUUGAAAUUUCGUCUUCUUUCAGUUGAUACGUUCAGUUACCUAUAGCUUAGCUAUUGCUCCGUUUCUUUUAAUAGAAACAUUUAAAAAAAAAAAAAAAAACUGAAAUUUUCUCGAGAUAAUUUCAGCUCCAUAUGCUUUUCUCGUGAACCAAACAGUCCACGUUAAUUACUAUUACAUCCCAAAAUGCCUUUGGUUCGGCGAAAAAAGCCUGCCGAAACAGAGAAGAAUUCUGGGUCGGAAUCCGAAUCCAAUAUAAACCAACACGUAAAGCCCGAAAAGGAAAGAGAAGAAGAAACCAUUGACAAGAAGAAUGGAAGAGUGAAGGAAAAUAUUAGGAAGAAGAAGAGGGGGUGGUCUUGCGUGGACAGCUGUUAUUGGUUGAUAGGGUUCGUGUGCACAGUAUGGUGGGUGGUGGUGUUGCUUUACAAUGCUAUGCCUUCAUCAUUGCCUCAAUACGUGACUGAGAAGAUCACCGGGCCGAUGCCGGACCCCCCGGGUUUGAAGCUGAAGAAGGAAGGGCUGAUAGCGAAGCACCCGGUGGUUUUCGUGCCGGGAAUUGUGACCGGCGGGCUUGAAUUGUGGGAAGGGCAUCAGUGUGCUGAAGGGUUGUUCAGGAAAAGGCUGUGGGGUGGUACCUUUGGAGAAUUGUAUAAGAGACCUCUAUGCUGGGUAGAGCACAUAUCACUGGACAAUGAAACUGGAUUAGAUCCUCCCGGCAUAAGGAUCCGACCUGUAACUGGACUUGUGGCUGCUGAUUACUUUGCUCCAGGCUAUUUUGUGUGGGCAGUUUUAAUUGCUAACUUGGCUCGCAUUGGUUAUGAAGAGAAGAACAUGUAUAUGGCUGCAUAUGAUUGGAGAAUCUCAUUUCAGAAUACUGAGGUGCGGGACCAAACUUUAAGCCGGAUAAAAAGUAACAUAGAAUCGAUGGUUGCUACCAGUGGGGAAAAGGCAGUUAUACUUCCACAUUCAAUGGGUGUACUGUAUUUUCUGCAUUUUAUGAAGUGGGUUGAGGAGCCAGCACCAAAGGGUGGAGGGGGGGGGCCAGACUGGUGUUCUAAGCAUAUAAAGGCGGUGAUGAACAUUGGUGGACCAUUUUUGGGUGUUCCAAAAGCUGUUUCUGGGCUUUUCUCUGCUGAAGCUAAGGAUAUUGCAGUUGCCAGGGCCAUUGCACCAGGUUUCUUGGACAGUGAUCUGUUUCGUUUUCAAACAUUGCAACAUGUAAUGAGGACAAGUCGCUCAUGGGACUCAACAAUGUCAAUGAUACCAAAAGGUGGGGACACGAUAUGGGGUGAUCUUGACUGGUCACCAGAGGAAGGCUAUGUUACUAGCAAGAGAAGGCAAAGAGAUAAUGAUACACAGUCAGAAAGGCAUAGUGCAACCGGAAAUCCGGGUUCUCAAACUAAAAGUGUUAAAUAUGGAAGGAUUAUAUCAUUUGGGAAAGACGUGGCAGAGGCACCCUUAUCUGAGAUUGAGAGGAUUGACUUUCUGGAUGCCAUUAAGGGUAAUAAUGUUGUAAAUAAUUCCUGUCAUGAUGUGUGGACUGAAUACCAUGACAUGGGAAUUGAGGGUAUCAGAGCUGUUGCGGAUCAUAAAGUUUACACUGCGGGAUCAGUUUUAGAUCUGCUUAAUUUUGUUGCUCCAAAAAUGAUGGCACGUGGCAGCGCUCAUUUCUCUUAUGGAAUUGCUGACAAUUUGGAUGAUCCAAAGUACAAACACUAUAAAUAUUGGUCAAAUCCCUUGGAGACAAGAUUGCCCAAUGCUCCUGACAUGGAAAUAUAUUCUAUGUAUGGAGUUGGCUUACCAACUGAAAGAUCUUAUGUUUACAAGUUAUCCCCCACUGCUGAAUGCAACAUUCCAUUUCAGAUUGAUACUUCAGCUGAUAGUGAAGAUGAAGAUGGCUGUCUGAAAGAUGGAGUCUAUCAUGUGGAUGGUGAUGAGACUGUGCCUGUUUUAAGUGCAGGCUUCAUGUGCGCGAAAGGAUGGCGUGGGAAAACAAGAUUUAAUCCUUCAGGAAGCCGAACAUACGUUAGGGAGUAUGAUCAUUCUCCUCCAGCCAAUCUGCUAGAGGGCAGGGGCACCCAAAGUGGAGCUCAUGUUGAUAUAAUGGGAAAUUUUGCUUUGAUUGAGGACAUUUUAAGGGUGGCUGCUGGAGCUACAGGGGAAGACUUGGGGGGUGAUCGGGUUUACUCUGACAUCUUCAAAUGGUCUGAGAAGAUCAACUUGCAACUGUAAUUGCAACUGGUGUAUACUCUUAGCCUUUCAAUGAUUAUUAAAAAAAAAAAUCAAACCUAUACAUCUCAUACGCAUGUUAAUUAAAAUCACAUUCUGUGAUCUUGAUUAUAAUUUCUUCUCCCCUUUUUUCCCAGAUAUUAUUAUUUGGUGAGACUCGAAGACACA